UGGAGAUGGGCGGAAAACCAAUCGCGGUGGGUUUCAAAGGAAGCAGGCCUUUGGGUGUUUUUGAUAUGGACGAUGUAAGUUGUCUUAGAGAUUGCCGGAGAUGGGCGGAGAAGGAGGAGGACGGAGACAGAGAUGAACCAAAGAGUGGCGGAGUCCAUCUGAGAAGAUAAUGAUACGCCCAAUACAGCAAAAUGUUGAGAUUUUGUCGAGUUUAUAAACUAAAGAAGUUAUAGAGAAAGGUUUGAAUUUGGGUGUUUUUACUUUGAAUGCCACUGGAUUGUUUUACCGUUUGGGUUGGAGAUAAAUCAUAUCGUUGCAUUCACGGGUUGCCUAGAACGGAGGGAUCCAAACAUACAUAAUUAGGAGAGUGAUGAAGUAUAUGGCCCAGGGACCCUUGGCCCACAGACUCCUACUACUCCAACACAGGCUCAACAGACCCAAGAAGCGCAUGAGGCCCAAAACACCGCUGCCCAAGGUCAAAGGAACUCACGAUGCGCUUGGGGAUGCCUUCGGCACCAUAGCUGAAGGCUCCAAACCCCAGGAAACAGUUGAUUUCAGGUGUACGAAGCUACUGGGAGAAAACGACAGAAAUCAGGAGCCUUCGGCUCACAGGCGCCCUCGGCAUGAGGGUAGCCUUCGGCCACAGGAGAGCCUUCAGCUACACCGCACUCAUCGAAGAUUCCCUUUGGGGACAGACAACUUCCGCAUUUAAUGCGGCGUCACAUCCACUC
Molecule: messenger RNA, 731 nt
Organism: Cuscuta europaea
Lineage: Eukaryota; Viridiplantae; Streptophyta; Magnoliopsida; Solanales; Convolvulaceae
Source: the annotation of a GenBank genome assembly